This is a messenger RNA of Oxyura jamaicensis (ruddy duck), 803 nucleotides long. RefSeq lists its product as uncharacterized. The annotation marks the transcript as partial. The transcript has 6 exons. NCBI's taxonomy places the organism in Eukaryota, Metazoa, Chordata, Aves, Anseriformes, Anatidae. The record is from RefSeq and is a predicted model, not a curated record.
AAGCAAACUCUCUACGUCGGCCCCCAGACCGUGCCUGCGGCCCCCCCAGCUCCCGGGGCUCUUCCAGGGCGCCGAGCUGAAGCCCGACGAGGUGAAAGGCGGCCACAGGGUGACCGAAUUCCUCACCUACAACUGCCUGGCCACGGACACGGACCUCUACAGCGAGUGCCUGCGGAGCUUCUGGACGUGUCCCCACUGCGGUCUCCACAUGCCCUUCACCCCGCUGGAGCGAAUGUGCCAUGAGAGCGCCUGCCAGCCCUCCGAGGCCCCCCCCGGAGGAAGAGGCUGGGAGCUCUUCGAAAACCUCCGCCCUGCACCGGCUCUACCACUGCGACAUCUGCCAGCAGGACUUCACCCUCACGCCCACCGAAAUCCUCCGGCACAAGAAGCAGCACCGGUGACCCCCGGGACGGUGGAGACCCCCCAAAACUGGGGGGAACCCCCUGCUUUGGUGCCCCUUGGAGACGUUGGCUGCAUCCUUAGGGACGUCGUGUGGCUCAUCGCUGACACUGUCGCGUGUCCUCAGCUCGAGCGGCCAGGCGUGGCGAGGGAGGAUGCUGAGCGCUUCUUCAUCCCCUUUUUUUUUAGGAACUCCAUUUGCUCACCCACCAGGAAAAAUGAAAAGAGCCAGGCAUCAUCACCGCUGGUAGGAGAGCACUUUUUAAAAAUUAAGAAGCAGCCCAAAUCUCGCUGCUCUUUCAUCAUUAACAACUGUUCUGGAAAAAUAAAUAAUAAAAUAAAACCUGCACCACUUUAUCCUGUUUUACUGCCGUAUUUGUCCAUAAAAAAAAGACCUUUGAAGU